This is a messenger RNA of Staurois parvus, 341 nucleotides long. The record is from the annotation of a GenBank genome assembly. Lineage: Eukaryota; Metazoa; Chordata; Amphibia; Anura; Ranidae.
CGGAUAUAGUGAAUGCAGGGUCUGGGGAGAGCGGAUAUAGUGAAUGCAGGGUCCGGGGAGACCAGAUAUAGUGAAUGCAGGGUCUGGGGAGAGCGGAUAUAGUGAAUGCAGGGGUCCGGGGAGACCAGAUAUAGUGAAUGCAGGGUCCGGGGAGACCAGAUAUAGUGAAUGUAGGGUCCUGGGAGACCAGAUAUAGUGAAUGCAGGGUCCGGGGAGACCAGAUAUAAUGAAUGCAGGGUCUGGGGAGACCAGAUAUAGUGAAUGCAGGGUCCUGGGAGACCGGAUAUAGUGAAUGCAGGGUCUGGGGAGAGCGGAUAUAGUGAAUGCAGGGUCUGGGGAGA